Messenger RNA from Paramormyrops kingsleyae, 6650 nucleotides. RefSeq names its product IQ motif and SEC7 domain-containing protein 3-like. The record is from RefSeq and is a predicted model, not a curated record. Lineage: Eukaryota; Metazoa; Chordata; Actinopteri; Osteoglossiformes; Mormyridae. Gene Ontology annotation, biological process: regulation of ARF protein signal transduction; actin cytoskeleton organization. Gene Ontology annotation, molecular function: guanyl-nucleotide exchange factor activity.
GACCAUAUCCUGCAUUUUUCUGGAGUAUACAGUAGGGGGACAGGUUACGCCGGCGCCUCCGCGCACAGCGCUGUCAAGUAGGAGACGAAAGGAUCUCCAGCGUGCCCUUAGGAGACAAGUCCUUGCAAGCACAUACCUGAAUCUGGAGCUUGCAAAAUAAAGAAUAACAGAUAUGGAGAAUCUGUUAGAUAAUCCCAUGAAAGCCGUGCUCUAUUUGAAAGAGCUAACCACCAUUGUACAGAACCAGCAAAGUCUGAUUCAGACGCAAAGACAGCGGAUUGACGAACUAGAGCGGAAGGUGGAGGAACUGAUCGGCGAAAACCACCAGCUAAAGGAGCCGCUGAAACCGCCUCAGUAUCACCAUCAGCACCAACACGCUUCGCCGCCGAGCAGCAGCCCGCAGCCUCCCGUCCCGCUGCAUCGUCAUCCUGCGAAUAAAGCCGGCACCGCUACCGGCCACGGCCAGCCUACGCAGCAGCAAACUCCUCUGCUCACAGGGACGCAGCAUCCACCUCCGCCGGCUCACCAGCAGCAGCAGCAGCAGCUCCAGCUCCUACCGACGUCCCCACAAGCCGAGCGGUCCAGCCCCCAGUCCGUGGAGGACUUUAAGAAAAGCCCUUGUUGCAGGUCCUUGGUCUCCCAGUUACCUUCAUCGCUCUGCAGGACGGUGGGACUCGCUGGAAAGGCAGAGAACCAGACCGUCCUCCACCAGUUCUGUUGCCCUGCUCCUGACGCGCCUGAAGCAGAACCUCCCAGCUCUACCCGUGACUCCCAUCCCCCAAGCUGUGCUGUGGGUGCCAAACAUGGUGGACUGGUGCAGGAGAGCCAGGAGGAGAAGCGGCAGGAACUGGGGGCCAAAGGGCGGAGAGGGAGCCACAGAGUCAUGGGGCCGAAAGCCAGCUUGCACCACAUCACAUCCCCCAGAAGGGGGCACUCCCAUGCUACUGACUACCAGCUCUCGCUCGACCUCAAAAACAAGCAGAUUGAAAUGUUAGAGCACAAAUAUGGCGGACAUCUCAUCUCGCGCCGGGCCGCCUGCAAAAUCCAGACUGCCUUCCGCCAGUACCAGCUGAGCAAGAACUUCGAGAAGAUACGCAACUCCUUGUUGGAGAGCCGCCUUCCACGGCGCAUCUCCAUGCGCAAGGUUCGCGUGCAGAACGCCGAGGGCUUCUCGGCCGAGAAGGCCAUGGUGGAGGGAUACAAUUUGGUGGGCAUGCCCUUGGUGCCCACCACCGUCAGCGGCACCCUGACCGACCUGGAGGACUCCUUCACAGAGCAGGUGCAGUCGCUGGCCAAGUCCAUCGAUGAUGCCCUCAGCAACUGGAGCCAGAAGACCGUGUGCUCCAUGCAGGAUGGAGGGAGGUACCAGUUUACUGAGACCUUCAGCCAGAGUUCAUCAGGGGUCGGGGGAGGAGAUCCAGAAAGGGAUUCUGCUUCCCCUCAGGAGGGAACCCAGGAGGACAGUGUGGGGAGUGUGCCUCGUAGUACCAGCAAGCUGAUGAUGGCUUUCCGUGAUGUAACAGUGCAGAUUGACAACCAGAACUUCCAUGUGUCAUCUUCUGUGAUGGAGUCCACCUCCGUCUCCCUGGCUAACUGUGUCCAACAGCAAGGGGCUGAGAAAACCAAAAUGUCUCCUGAGGGAGACCAGGUCCAUAAAGAUGGCGAGGUCCUAGACCUACUGUCACACAAUGAAUUCCCUACCCCCCCUCCCUGUGAAGAAGAAUCACUGGCUCUGGAGAAGCUUGAGGAUCUGAAGCUGGGGGAGAAGGAGGGAACAGAAGUGGACAUGGCUACUGAAGCUGGUCCGGAACCACUGGAGGUCAAGCGGAGCGAGUCGGACGUGGCGGACAACAGCUCCGAGCAGAUGAGCAGCAGCAGCACCUCCACCUCCGCCAGGUCCACCUCUGAUGUCUCCUCCAAGGAGGCCCUGCAGGCCAUGAUCCUCAGCCUGCCCCGCCUCCACUGCGAGAACCCUGCCGUCUGCAAGUCCCCCACUCUCUCCACCGACGUCAUGCGCAAGCGACUCUACAGGAUCGGCCUCAACCUCUUCAACCUGAAUCCCGACCGAGGCAUCCAGUUUCUCAUCGCUCGGGGCUUCAUCCCAGACACCCCCAUCGGUGUGGCUCAUUUCCUGCUGCAGCGGAAGGGGCUGAGCCGCCAGAUGAUCGGCGAGUUCCUGGGCAACAGCAAGAAGCAGUUCAACAAGGAUAUUCUGGACUGCGUGGUGGAUGAGAUGGAUUUCUCGGGGAUGGAGCUGGACGAGGCCUUGAGGAAGUUCCAGGCACACAUCCGGGUGCAGGGCGAGGCCCAGAAGGUGGAGCGGCUCGUCGAGGCCUUCAGCCAGCGCUACUGCAUGUGCAACUCAGAUGUGGUGCAGAAAUUCCACAAUCCGGACACCAUCUUCAUCCUGGCCUUUGCCAUCAUCCUCCUCAACACUGACAUGUACAGCCCCAGCGUCAAAGCCGACCGCAAGAUGCUGCUGGAGGACUUCAUACGCAACCUCCGAGGUGUGGAUGACGGCGUGGACAUCCCCCGUGACAUGGUGGCCGGCAUCUACGAGCGCAUUCAGCAGAGAGAGCUGCGCUCCAACGAGGACCAUGUGACCUACGUCACCAAGGUGGAGCAGUCCAUCCUGGGCAUGAAGACGGUGCUGUCAGUGCCUCAUCGGAGGCUGGUGUGCUGCAGUCGGCUUUUCGAGGUGACGGACAUCAACAAGGCGCAGAAACAAGCUGCUCACCAGAGGGAGGUUUUCCUCUUCAAUGACCUCAUUGUGAUCCUGAAGCUCAGUCCAAAGAAGCGGAGCUCUGCCACCUACACUUUUUGUAGGGCCCUGGGCCUCUUGGGGAUGCAGUACCACCUGUUUGAGAAUGAGUACCACCUCCAUGGCAUCACUAUCGUGUCUCCUUGCCACGGGUCAGAGAAGAAGCAGGUGCUCAACUUCUGUGGGCAGAGUGCGGAGGAGCUGCAGAAGUUCGUGGAGGACCUGAAGGAGUCCAUCGCAGAGGUGCAUGAGAUGGAGCAGAUCCAGACUGAGUGGGAGCCAGAGAGACAGCAUGAAGCCAGGAAUCAUUCCACUAAAAAUGGAACACAGCUGGAGAUCCAAGCCCAGCAGGCUUCACCUCUAGGCAAGCGGGAUCUUGAAGGGAGAAAUGGGAGCAGCUCAGAGGUGUCAAUUCACAACAGGCUUCAAACGUGCCAGUUCAAUAUGUCCAGGAGCCCAGAGAGUGGAUCUUACCCGGCCGCCCUUCAUAACCACCAGGGGGAGCUCUGCUGCCCACAGCUCCAGUCAGGGGCAACGACCCCGGUCCACAGGUCCACCGUCAACAACCUGCCCCCGGAGACGCUCAUCCAGUGCCAGCAGAUCGUCAAGGUGAUCGUCCUGGACCAGGCUGGGCGGGGUCACCCGGAGGCCUUCCUCAGCCGGACACCUUCACCGCUGCUUGUCUGCUCCGCUUACUCCACGCCAGCACGCUCACCAGAGGUGGGAAACAGGACCACACCCUCCAAAAAUGCCUCGCAGCCUCCUCUGCCCCCGCCGCCUCCUCCCUACAACCACCCCCACCAGUACUGCCCCCCCGAGCCCCAGCUGAACCAGCGGAGAUACUCAGAGGGUUACAGUAGCCUCAUGUGAAUAACCUGUGUGUCACGUACAGCCAAUAUGUAAACACACAGGGUGGACUGAGGGCGCCGUCGGAAACAUGGGAAAGCACGGGAAAUCACGCGUGUCUGUAAAUCAUGCGUUUUGAAAAACAAAGAAUAGUUUUAAUAAAAUUCUAUACUAUUUUGCCUGUUUGCUCAAAAAAAAUUAAAUGACUUAUUUGGCAUUUUUUGUUAACUUUUUUCAGAGAUCGAUGUGAGAAUGUGGGUUGGUUUUUUUUUGGACAGAUGCCCUGAGGGUUUCUUGAAUAACUGGAAACCCUCCAUUCUCCUCCUCUGGGAAUAGCUGGAAAUGCACAUGGUUUGGUACCAUCACACCUCUAAGCACCUCAGCAAAGCACCAAAAUAAGGUCAGAUCCACAACCCUGUAAAUCAAUGGCCUCCAUUUGUGUUAGUGCCAUGGUUACAAGCACUAUAGAGCGAGAACCAACCAGCACUGAACUGUUUAUAAAAAAAGCAACAGUUGCUCUCUUUGAUUUGUGCUCAUUUCACAAACUUUGGAAGAGUCUCUGGAAACUGGAAGCGUUGAUAUGAACUCACCGCCCAACCGGAAGCAUCUCAAAAUUAUGUAAACACAUGUCAUCAGCAUCAUAUGAUAUGUUAGAUUCUCAUUUAAAAGUGAGUGAAGUCUGUCUACAUUGAAAUUGUUCACGUACAAGCUUUGAAAUGAUGGAAAAUACUUCAGUGUGCCAAUUGCAAAAAAACACACACUUAUGGAGAAUUUGCAAGUUAAAGAUUCAGAGGAAUUACUUGUCUGUGUUUGUUUGUUUCCAAGUAGCAGCACAGUUUUACAGAAUGGGGAUUAUCUGUGUAUCUCCGCAGAGGUUUCUAAUGUACUGCUAUUUACUGAAGAUAUCUCCUGUGUCUAAGUGUGAUAGCUUGGUUAGUCUACGUCACAGAAAACAGAUUGCCCACCAUAUUUUAUAAGUGCAUAAAAAUAGUAAAUAAGAGAAUAUGCCUAAUCUUUUAAUUCCGAUAAAAGUAGAGGAGUAUCAUACUUCUGGAAAAACCAUAAGCUCGUGUUGGACUGAGGCCGUUUUGUGCGGCACGGGACAAACGCCAAGCCAUGUGACCUGAAUGGCCUGUGUUUAAGCGCGGCAUUUGGGCGCAUUUUGCUGGCUGUGUACCACGCUUUGCACCUUGUUUUCCAGGCUCAUGAUUACACUCCCAGCCUGUCCACCUGCUUCACCGCUGAUGCAUCUUUGUUUACGCUUCCGAAAGCGAUGAAAACACCGUUUAUUCAGCUGCAGGUCUGAACACGUCUUGGGGUUACCUUGAGAUAUAUAUUUGAGCUAUUUUUUAUUUAUUUUUUUGCUGGAUUUUGUAGACAAAGAUAUGUGCCAAAUCUCCAGGUCCAAGAAGAAUAUUUAAUCACUUCAAAUCCAUUACACUGGGCUCUGGCUCUUACGUGAGUAGUAGUUAUUGUUUUAGACAGUGUACAUAUGUUUUAUUGCAAUAAGUGUCCAACAGCGAUACAGGACUAUACAUUUUAAAAGCAGAAUUAUUAAAAUGAUGUUCCAGCAGAUUUUUCAGUCUGCUAUACUUUUUUAAACAUUUCCCCAUUAACUGAGUAUGGAUUGUAAUUUAACAGCUAUCUGAAAUCCAAUAAUCCAGGGGCAAUAAUCCAGGGAUUGCUUGUAAAAAGCUUGUCUUUCAGAAACAGUGGAAAGAAUAUGCUGGUGAAUGUGCAGAUGGUCUUGGCCUCACUCCCUAUAAGCACCGCCUCUGUCGUGGGCCUCAUUCCCUCUUCAUCAUGAGUUUAGCUAUUGCUAAGCCAGAAGGUGGUAAUCUGUUAAUCCUAUGGAAGAUGCAAGGUGCACAGUUUUUACUAGCCAUUUGGUUGUGUAUCUGAUGCAGUGAUAUUUGAACAUUCUGGUUACAGAAUAUCUAUCAUCAUACUUUCCUAGAAUGACACCAAUAAAACGUUACUUGCCUAUUGUUCUCUUUUAUUACUCUGCAAUACUCAUAAUUCAAUAACUAGCAUUGAAUUGAGAAUAUGUUUCAUGCUGAUUAUCAAAUACAAAUCAGUACUCAAUCGUUCAUUCAAUAUUUUCUUUUUCCAUGUCCAUUAAAAUUUGUGUGUCAGCUGUAGCUAAUUUUGUAAUAGUUUAGAAAAGCUUCAGUUAGUACAAACAGCAGAAUUCACUGGGAUUUUCAGGGUAUACGCUUCAAAUUGUGACUCUCUAAAGGCAUAAUUCCAGUUUUAAAAAAUGCUGUGGAGCAGAUUGCAAAGGGCAAAGGUCUCCAAACAGAAGACAAAGAUGGCUUUAGAUAUGUUUAGAUGAUCUUGAAAAGUCCUGGAGAUGAAUGACCUGUACUUAGCAGAAGCACUAAUAGAAUACAAUAUAUAUUUUUAGUAAGUACAGAAGAUGAACCCAAAUGAAAGUGCACCUCGGCCCACCAUAACACGGGGCUUGGGGUCCUUCCUGCUUCUACUCCGUUUUGUCCACUGCAGACCUUGAAGCAGGCAGUUAUUUUGAGGUUCUUUGGGGGACAAAAGUAAACACACCAUCUUUGGCUAAGCAAGGGUGGUCUCUGUGACAUACAAACAGGAUCCCAUCCAUAGAAUACCAUUUUUGGACAUGGACAUCAUUUCAGUACAUGCCCUUCAUUUCAGGACAUGCACAUUAAUUUCAGUACCUGCCCUUCAUUUCAGUAUAAGCCCUUCAUUUCUGGAAUGCACAUCAUUUCAGUACAUGCCCUUCAUUUUAGGAUGUACAUAAUUGCAGUAUGUGCCAUUCAUUCUAGUACAUACACACAAUUUCAGGACUUGCUGUUCAUUUCGAUAUGUGCAUUUCACUUUAAAAUGUGGUCAUGCUCACUGAGAACUGCUAAUUUAUACCAGUCCAGUAAAACUAGGACAUUUGCCUCUGUAUAUGAAAGACAAGAUCAAAUAUGCAUUAUGGAAAAUAAAAUUUGCUAUUGUAUUAUAUUUUGUAUUUCAUAUAGUUUAUAUUUAAUAGAUUGCAAAAUAAAUGACUGCCAUGAGUGAA